UUUUUAAAAAAUUUAAUUUUAUUUUUUUACAUUUUUUGUUUGUUUGUUGGUUUUUUUCCUUCUGCUCCUUACAGCCUUCGGAACCAACCGGGGCGGGAUGGGAGUGUCUUCUUGGCUCUGGAAAUCAAUCCUCCUACCUCGUCCCGGAGCCGCCCGCCGCCCUUCCCGGGCCCUCCCUUCUCAGUGAUUUUCCUGUCGUCCGGGACGCCGGGCGAGGAAGGAGGGCACGCGGCAGGAGUCCGCCCCGCCCGAAAGUCCUUGCAAGUGAAGAAGCAGCAAGAUCUUCCAUGUUGGGUUAUUUCUGGCAGUGAAGCCUUAACAGCUCAGCAGACAGCUUCCUGAGGAUUCAAGUUCUGCACCCCCAUCCCUCUUCUCCGCAUUCUUAAUCUUCGGGAAAGGAGGGGCCCUCGGGAGAACAGAUUCCUACAAGUGGAGGCAGGCCAGCCAUGAGAGCGUAUCUUGUGGCCAUAUUCUUGAGUGCCGUCUUCCUCUAUUACGUGCUACACUGUAUCCUGUGGGGAACAAAUGUCUAUGGGGUGCCACCUGUGGAAAUGAAGCCGAGAAAAAAGGUCCAGCCUUGUUUAGAAAGGCCAGCUUUUGCCUCUCUCCUGAGGUUUUCCCAGUUUCACCCAUUUAUGUGUGGGAGUGAUUUUGAACAGUUAGCUGCCGUGUCUCAGAACGAUAGGUAUGGUCUGCCCUAUGGGAUAAGAACAUCAGUGGGACAUUUUCGAUUUGCUCUUUCAAGACUGCAGACUUGUGACCUCUUUGAUGAGUUUGACAAAGAGCCCUGUAAAAAGUGUGUGGUGGUUGGCAAUGGAGGAGUUUUGAAGAAUAAGACAUUAGGGGACAAAAUCGACUCCUAUGAUGUAAUAAUAAGAAUGAAUAACGGUCCCGUUGUGGGACACGAAGAGGAAGUUGGGAGAAGGACAACCUUCCGACUGUUUUAUCCAGAAUCUGUUUUUUCAGAUCCCAGUCACAAUGACCCUAACACUACGGCGGUUCUCGUUGCUUUUAAGCCGCUUGACUUAAAGUGGCUGUUUGAAUUGCUGACGAGCGGCAACAUAGACACGAAUGGUUUUUGGAAGAAACCAGCCUUAAAUUUAAUCUAUAAGCCACACCAAAUCAGAAUAUUAGAUCCCUAUAUUACCAGAACAGCAGCUCAUGAUCUGCUUCGUUUUCCCAAAGCGUUUCCCAGGCGCCAGAAACCCAAGCACCCAACAACAGGAAUUAUUGCCAUCGCCCUGGCAUUCCACAUAUGCCAUGAAGUUCACCUAGCUGGUUUCAGAUACAACUUCUUAGACAUAGACAGUCCUUUGCACUACUACGGGAAUGCCACCAUGGCUUUGAUGAGUAAGAAUGCGUAUCACAAUGUGACUGCAGAACAGCUCUUUUUGAAGGACAUUAUAGAAAAAAGAUUGGUAAUCAACUUGACUCAAGAUUGACCAUAGAUUCCAAAUAAGAUGCUCUAACAGUAUUAGUUUUAUUUUUGUACUGCAAUUUUUAGUUUAUUUUUAAAUACGUUGGAUGAACUCAUCAAAUAAUUAUGUAUAUUAAGUUUGUUGUUGCCUGGUGAUUUAUAACCACCAGCUUAAUUUCUGUGAAUAUAUUUAUGAAAACUAAGAAACAUUUUGUUAGAUGGCAGGGAAAUAAGUAGUUUUGAUUGCCUUAUGUUUUCAAAAUAAGCUAGUUUUCGAGGUGUUUUUAAACAUCACUUUAUAGUUACUUCAUCUCAACUUUUGAAGGGAUGCGAAUUCCCAAAGGGAUUUAGUCGACUAAUUUUGUCUGUAACAUGCCAUUUUCUCGAGUUGAGUCCGUCACUUUAUACCUGGCGUGUAGGGAAGUGGCGUGACUGAGCCUGGUGUAGAAAACUGGAGCUGCACAGCUGUGGAAGCCCACGAUCAUAAUGGUUUAAUUCUUCCCCCUUUCUGUAAUUAGUCAACCAUGAUUGUAAUGAGUCAUAAUUAGCUGGAGACUGAACCUGAACCUUGCAUAUGCUAGCAAGCACGGACACUGAGCGCCGUCCCCAGCCCUUGGUUUUAUUGACAGAGUCUCACCCUGAACUCUAUCCUCAGCGUUCCAAGUGUUAGGAUUAGAGAUUGGGGGGUGGGGGGUCACCAUGCCAUGCUGCACCAUUGUUAAAGUUGUUUUUUAAAGUUUAACUUUGUACAACGAAGCUAAGCAGGGGUAGCUGAAAUACUACCCCCCUCCCUGGUUUAAUGUAUUCAUUAAAUCUUACAAGUUUAUCUGGAAUAAAUGAGGAAGGGUAGGAAAACAACCAAAGUAAAGCCUUCAGAGAGCAGCCAGACUGUUUCCUGUUUGUAUUUGUAUGGGAAAAAAAAAAUUCACAUGAGAACAUUUAGUCUUUGAUGACGUGCUUUCCAGGCCAACUUAGGUCCCCCAUGAAGAAGACUCUGCAAACAGGGUCGUCCUAUGAACGAGGCGCCCUUCCCAACUGUUAAUACAAACCGUCCAAUGCUUGACGAAGUUAGAGGAGAAAGAACUGCAGAGGUUAUGGGCAUUAAAAGCUGCUGCUAGACGA
This is a messenger RNA of Jaculus jaculus (lesser Egyptian jerboa), 2539 nucleotides long. It is a transcript of the gene St3gal6, whose product is annotated as ST3 beta-galactoside alpha-2,3-sialyltransferase 6. Gene Ontology annotation, biological process: glycolipid biosynthetic process. The record is from RefSeq and is a predicted model, not a curated record. Bases 447 to 1442 code for a protein of 331 amino acids. The transcript is spliced from 11 exons. Gene Ontology annotation, molecular function: beta-galactoside alpha-2,3-sialyltransferase activity. Lineage: Eukaryota; Metazoa; Chordata; Mammalia; Rodentia; Dipodidae.